Messenger RNA from Triplophysa rosa, 3087 nucleotides. RefSeq names its product beta-1,4-N-acetyl-galactosaminyl transferase 3a (gene b4galnt3a). The record is from RefSeq and is a predicted model, not a curated record. The transcript has 20 exons. Gene Ontology annotation, cellular component: Golgi cisterna membrane. Bases 314 to 2527 code for a protein of 737 amino acids. Lineage: Eukaryota; Metazoa; Chordata; Actinopteri; Cypriniformes; Nemacheilidae. Gene Ontology annotation, molecular function: acetylgalactosaminyltransferase activity.
CUUGGCCACCUGAGACAGAGAAUACCCAGCAUUUCUAAUUCCUAGUUUUUUUUAUUUACACACCUUUACAUUUUCAAAAUACAAGGGAUCAAUGUAGGGGCAACACAAUUGGAGUGGUAUUCUUUAUGCUUACUGUAAGUACAGGAUCAUUAAUAUUUGUUUCAAAUUCAUGAUCACUACUGUACACUUCUAUAAUUCUAGACUGUAGCCAGCGGACAAUUUUACUAGGACUGAAUACACAAAUUCCACCUUGUUGAACAGGUUUUGCGAGUGUGACAACAGUGUCUGAGAAAGAAAUAACAUAACACAGGAGAUGCAUCAUGCUCGCUUCUCAGUGUGUCACACGAUGUUCGCGACGAGAUCUUUAAAGCACCGUAAAGCAAUGUUGUAUUCAUUUUAUGUACUGAUUGUGUGCAUUGUAUUUUAUUUUGUCAUAUGUUUGGGAGCAAAUUAUGUGGACUCUGAAAAGCUGCCUGGCGGGCCUGUAAAAAAAGACCUCAAGAAAGUUUUAAAUAAAACCCACAGAGAAUCACCCACAGCAAAUGAACGACCCCAGGCACAGGUCAUCCCCAAAACAGUGGAAGAUAACCAGCAGCCAGUUAAAAAACAUCAGGGUCGUGUAAACAUGCACAUUUUCGAAGACUGUUGUGGUGGAUCGCUUCAAAAACUUAGGAGUAACCUGCUGUAUCCAUUAUUUCCCAAUGUACGUACUACAGUAAGUAGACUAUCUAUUUCACCGCAGUGGAGAAAUUAUGGAUUGAGAACGUUUGGCUAUAUUCACCCUGCGGUAACGGGUGAAUAUAUUUUUGGUGUUGGCUCAGAUGAUAAUUCUGAGUUCUGGCUCAGUUUAAACGAAAGUCCCCAAAACCUUGAACGUCUCGCCUAUGUGGGUGAGACAGGAGAUGAAUGGUCUGCUCCAGGCGAGUAUUGGAAGUUUGCAUCCCAGAUAUCCAAACCUGUCUUGUUGGUGAAAGAUAUGAAGUAUUUUUUUGAAGCCCUUUUAAAGCAGAAUGAAGGAAUGGAUCAUCUUCAAAUAGCGUGGCGUUUAAACCAGGACAGCAGUAAUUUUGAAGUGAUAACCUCUGAGUUUUUAUCAUUAUAUGAAGAUGAAUCAUCUCUACUAAUGGGAGACAUUGAUCACAUACCUCAAACAGAAGCCAGUUAUGAUAGAUUCCUUGAGUCGAUCCCCAAGUCACCUAAUCCUGUAGGAGACAUGAUCAGAGAAGAUCUCCGAGAUCAUAUCUUUAAGAUUCCAUUGAUGGACGAAUCUUACACGAAAGUCUUGUUUCCUGAAUGCGAUUAUAAACCAAGUUACAUAAUUGGAACAAAGAUUGGACGAUAUCACGGUGUAAAUUUAAUACACUUCUCUUCAGUAUAUCCAAAUGACUACACAAGGCAAACUUAUGCUCAUGAUGAACAUUUGUGCUUCUACAAACAGGAUACAUCAUUUGAGGAAAGUAAAGGGUUUGCUGGUUAUCUGAACGAGGUUGCGGAUCCUGAUGUACAAGGAAACAACAAAGAAGGUCCUAACUGGCAACGUGUAUAUGACGUGAAACCAUUCGAUGCUGGUUCAAAGCAAAGUACAGUUGCAGUCAAUUCAUGCAAAAGAGCUGGAAACAUUGUGAUGAGCCAAAAUCAAGCCAUGCCCAUUGUUAAAGCUUUUAUGACAGCACUGCAUUCAAAAGACGCCACACGUGGCUACUCCUUGCUACGCGUGUUGAAUGUGGUAAGACGGCAAGACAAUGGCAAAGGCAGCCGCUAUCUGGUGGAACUGGAACUUGUUGGCUCACAAGGUCAAAAAGUUCUUGUUUCACGUUACGUUUAUGCACAACAGACGGAAACGGCUCAGCAAUUACCAGCUCUCUGCAGUCCAAAACAAUUUAACUGGAACCCAUCUGCAACUGUUCAUGUCAUUGUGGCAGUGAAAAAUCAAGCAAGAUGGGUCAUUCAGUUUAUCAGAGAAAUGGAAAAAAUAUACAGAGUAACUGGGGAUAAAAACUUCAAUGUAAUCAUUAUCGACUAUAAUAGCUCUGACAUGGAUAUUGAGAAAAGACUCAAAAAUGCCAAAUUGCCAAGUUACACAUUUAAGAAGAUGGAAGGUAAUUUUCAAAGGUCCGGAGGCCUUCAAGCUGGAAUAAAUCUUGUUGAAGAUUCACACAGCAUUUUGUUCCUGACCGACCUGCACCUUUACCAUCCUUUAAAUUUAUUAAACAGUAUACGUAAACACUGUGUUGAAGGAAAGAUGGUCUAUGCUCCUGUUGUGAUGAGGCUGGAUUGUGGUGCUUCCCCAAGAGCCCCAAGUGGAUUUUGGGAGACUGCUGGUUAUGGUCUAAUGGGAAUCUACAAAUCAGAUAUUGACCGUAUUGGUGGUAUGAACACAGCAGAAUUUAAAGACAAAUGGGGAGGUGAAGACUGGGAAUUGUUAGACAGGGUCUUGGAAAAUGGAUUAGAGGUGGAGCGACUACACCUGAGAAAUUUUUUACAUCAUUUCCACUCCAAACGUGGAAUGUGGGGCAACUCUGCAUAAUACACUGUUGGAUCUUCAGGCAAUCACUGUAAAUACAGCCUGUCUGCCUGCUACAAUGACAAGCACAUGCUAUUCUUUACAACUUGAAUGAAUGUGCCAGUGGCCUGUGAAUGAAACUGAAUGAGUGAAGUUUUUUGUUUAAGAAGGUUUUUUUAUGUUCAAUUUAAUAUCAUAAAAAUUAUAUUUAUUCAGAAUGUAUUCAUUCUGUAAACUGCACAGUUGAUACACUCCUUGUUUCCACUUAUGGUUAAAUACUUUACAUGGGUGUGUUUGUAGGUGUACAGUAUGCGUGUUUGUAUAUGUCAGUAUUUUGAAUAUUUUUGAAUAUGUCGUUGUUACUGAUAUGAAUAUGUUCUUGAUAGUUUACCACACACAGACAUAUAAAGCCCUUUUAUGGAAAAAGGAAAAGAAGAGAACAGUUUAUCGUGGCUUUUUCUUAGCAACGAUAAAUACAGAACAUCUACAGUGAGCUCACACAAAUUCAGUACUUUAUGAUGUGAGUGAAAACUACUGUAGUAAUAAUAAACUAAUAAAAAUGAAUGUCUUAAAUUCUUAAGAAA